CGGAUUUCCAGCUUCAGCCAAGCAUCCACCUCCAACACAUUCAUGAAGCAGGGCAGUUCGCAUCGAAUGUCGCCUUAGCAUGAUGCCCAUGCUUUGAAUCCCAAAAACCAGGAAAUGGGACGGCAACCGUAUAUAAUUCGGCUCGCUUUGGGUCGGUCUCCCUACGAACUUCCAGAUAGUUCAAGUACCCAAGCGACAAUCACGACUCAAAGUCAUGAUGAUGACUCUGCCCACACGGACGAAGAUUAUGUUCAACAGUAUGACGAAAGAGGCCAUCCAGUCUUUCCCAAAUCCAAGGCUCUUGCUCGCGAUCUCCGUCGAGCUAAGAAUGAUGUCUUAUCAACCAUGGGGGUUGUGGUCAGUGGGGAGACUGGUCGCUCGGGGACCACCAGAGAUAAGAAAAAGGUCAAAGAUAUCACGGCAGAGAAUGAUUACGGCCUAGUAAUUGAAACUGUUGAUCAUGUUAUGUAUUUUUUUGGGUCUUGGUGGGUUGGGAGUUUUGGUAGUCGUAUCCAGACAUUCAAACGCUACACGCAUAACUCAUUUUGGAAUCUCAUUCAGUCUGAAAUCCGGGAGGUUGGUUGGACAGGCUUGCUAUUUGCAGGCAUCCCUGCUUGGGCAAUAAGGGUGAUACUACCUAUUUGCCGUACCCACGUAGUUGAACCAUUGAUUUUAUACUUUCAAAACAAAAUAAUCUCUCGAUACGGUGCCAGAUGCACAUCUUUGGUUCAGAAUACGUCGUUGGCUCUCAGGUCAAUGAUUCGCAUGUUUCUCCCUAUUUUAUUCGAACAAGUUCACAUGUUCUGCGUACUACAAACGAUUCAAAUUAUCCCUCAUACAUCCUUUCCAAAGAUAUUCUUCUCACUUCCAUUUACUCAGUCCUCUUUGGUUCGAUUGCCAUCGCUUCCAGCAACCUUUUCCACCACCACUCUCGGGCAAUUUGCUUCAGGGCUCAUAACAGCUCCAUUCACUCUCGCCUUCACCUACACACUUCUUCGACCGUUCAUUGAGGACAGGAUUUACCGAAUUAUUCGAAGGCAGCUACCCAAACAAGAACAACCUGAUGAAUUUUCACUCCAGGUUGCCAUGGAAAAUGAUCUUCUGGCGUGGACAAUACCAGUAGUUGCACAACAAGUGGAAGAUGGGACUCGGAGCAAUCUUAGCGUAUUGGAAAUUUUUAAAGAAGAAUUCCAUGACCUACAAAAACAGCUGAUUAACUGGCUGGACUGGGGCUGGAGCUGGGGUCGGGAAAACUCAUUGAACAGUAAAAUGAGCAACCCUUCAAUCCCAGAUUUACCAGAACCCACGCAAACCUCAACCCAAUCAGUGCAACAAGAAGCCGAACACACACCAACCGGUGAUGAAGUUGAAUCUUCCUUUGAUACUAGUUUGAUCCUUGCCAAUGAGCAACUCACUCAUUCUCCAGCUCAGAUUACUCCGAGGUCUCUAGAUGGAUUGCGUCCACUUGGACAGGCUGGAGUUGACUCCAUCAAUGAUUCGAAUGCUACGGAGACCUCUUGGUUGCCUUUCCAAGAUAACGACCUAGGGUCACGUCCUGAUACGCUGUUAUCGCGUCCUGCAAGCCCAGAAUCUCCACCUACUUCUCCUCGUAUUCGUGCAUCACUCACCCACCAGAACUCUUUUACCACCACCAUGGAGCUUUCUCUCCAAACAAGCCGAAACACGCAAAGAAAUCAACAAAUCGACACUGAAGUUGUCAGUCAUAAUACAAACGGCAUUUUAGAUGACUGGUCACUUCAAAUCGACAACUCAAUGUCACAGCCCACCCCACUGGAUUUGACUCUGGACCAUCCAGACCUCAUGUUACCGGAUUCUCUAGAAAAUGAUAUUGCAAGACACGCUAUCGCGGUGCCUCCUGAUGUCUCUGAAAUUGCUCAGCAACUUGCUUUAAAUCCUGAAGGAGUACACGAGCUUUUAUGGGGCGUGAGCGAUGAAAACACAGUGGUCCCUGCGGCGGACCAGCUGACAGUUCUCCCGGAUACAAUCGAAGAGCCGUUGCAUAGCCCUACAUACCAGGAUAACAUGGACCUCCUUUCCGAAGUUGGUACCCAGGAGCUAGCGCAGGUAGACCCUGAUUCAUUACCUCUAGUGAGAUCACGGAGCCAGCAUGAAACGGGGCCGCUCAAACAACGAGUCACAGUUCUAUCCUCCGUUCCUACCAAUGCCCUAGCACACCAUCUUGCUUCUCUGAUAACCGGUGUACUAUUUAUUCCUUUCCGGUCAUUUCUCUACCGUACCCUAGCCACCUCAUACCUCACUUCCCCUACUGCAGAAAUCUAUGGUGUAAACAACGCAGUCUCAUUAUCUGAUAUUCGCGGCAUCAACGCGUUUGCAGGUGGUGGAAGCCGACAGGAUAUGGUGGCAUAUAUGGGUAAGCUGGCUGUGGUAUGCUGUCUUCAAGUAGCUGUGAGUGGCGGCAUUCUUAAUAUCUGCUCUGCAACGGCUAUUGGAAUCGGAAAAAGGUUGUUUAGAUGGGGCCAGCUGUGAUUUUUCAUGUUUCUUUACAAAUAUGGCCUUCUCUAUAAUCAGGGUGGCUUGCGCCUACGCAGCUUUAUGUAUAUAUAUGGGAUAGAAUAAUUAGUUUAUUUCAUCGCAAUUGAGAAAGCGACCUAACCAGUAACAAACAAUGAAG
This is a messenger RNA of Talaromyces proteolyticus, 2653 nucleotides long. RefSeq lists its product as uncharacterized. The transcript is spliced from 4 exons. Bases 115 to 2508 code for a protein of 797 amino acids. NCBI's taxonomy places the organism in Eukaryota, Fungi, Ascomycota, Eurotiomycetes, Eurotiales, Trichocomaceae. The record is from RefSeq and is a predicted model, not a curated record.